UAAACUAAACUAAACUGUGAAUAACCGCCAAAUUCAUUCCCUCCCUCCCCUCCCCUCCCCUCCCCUUCAACUUGUAACACUCCUCUAAAAACCUCGAACUCACUCCACUCCACUCCACUCCACCCCCCACAACCUGCUUUACCAGUCUCAUGGGGAGCCUUUCGGCGAAGGUCAUCUUUUCCCCGUCCAACGCCAAUACCAACCCAUUCCGCCUACACCAACACCACCUCUCUCUUCCUCUCGAUGUAAGGCCCACCACUAGCAACGCUGCUCUGCGCUGCAGCUUAGCCACGCCACCUUCCGCCCUGCAUUCGGCCCUCAUCGACCUUCCAUCUUCUUCUUCCCGACCAGCACCCAGCAGCAGCAGCAGCAAUAGCAAUGACCCACCCCCUCCUCCUCCCUCUCCGCUACCCCACAAGGAAAACACAGCUCCAAAUUGGAACCUCUUUCAGAGAGUGGCUGCCUCUGCCCUCGAUGCUGCCGAGAAGGCAGUGGUACAGGGCCUUGAGAAGCGCCAUCCUCUCCCCAAGACUGCAGACCCUGCUGUCCAGAUUGCCGGCAACUUUGCCCCUGUAGCAGAGCAUCCAGUGCAGCACGAGCUCCCCGUCAGAGGCCGCAUACCCAAGUGCGUUGAGGGUGUCUAUGUUCGGAACGGUGCCAACCCCCUGUUCGAGCCCAUUGCUGGCCACCACUUCUUUGAUGGGGAUGGAAUGAUCCAUGCCGUCCGCAUCCGCCACGGUCUCGCCAGCUACUCGUGCCGAUACACCCGAACCAGCCGUCUCGUGCAGGAGGAGGUACUCGGCCGCCCCAUCUUCCCCAAGGCCAUCGGAGAGCUUCACGGCCACUCCGGCAUCGCCCGCCUCCUCCUCUUCUCCGCGCGGGGCCUCUGUGGCCUGGUCGACCCCAGCCAUGGCAUGGGCGUCGCCAACGCAGGCCUCGUCUACUUCAACGAUCGCCUCCUGGCCAUGUCCGAGGACGACCUACCCUACCAAGUCCGCAUCACCGAAGCGGGUGACCUCCAGACUGUGGGCCGCUACAGCUUCAAUGGCCAGCUCCAGUCCGCUAUGAUCGCACACCCUAAGGUCGACCCAGAGACCGGAGAGCUCUUCACCUUGAGCUAUGACGUGGUGAAGCAGCCCUACCUCAAGUACUUCAGCUUCAAGCCCGACGGAACGAAGUCCGCUGAUGUGGCCAUCCCACUGGAGCAGCCCACAAUGAUCCACGACUUUGCCAUCACCCCUCGCUUCGUCGUUGUUCCCGACCAGCAGGUUGUCUUCCAGCUCCACCAGAUGCUGCGCGGCGGUUCCCCCCUCGUCUACGAUUCGACCAAGACCCCACGCUUCGGUGUCCUCCCACGGUAUGCCACCGAUGCGAGCCCAAUCCGCUGGGUUGAGGCCCCGCCUGGCUGCUUCUGCUUCCACCUGUGGAAUGCUUGGGAGGAGGUCGAGACCAAUGAGGUGGUGGUGAUCGGCUCCUGCAUGACCCCUCCCGACGCCGUCUUCAACGACACAUCUGUACCCUUCCGAACGAUCCUCUCGGAGAUCAGGCUUGACCUCGGUACCGGGAAAUCGAGCGGGCGUGAGAUAGCACCAGGGCUCAACCUGGAGGCAGGGAUGGUGAGUAGGAAAAAGCUAGGCCGAAAGUCCAGGUACGCGUACCUCGCGGUGCUCGAGCCUUGGCCAAAAGUUUCAGGGGUGGCCAAGGUGGACCUCGGCACAGGAGAGGUCAAGAAGUUGGUCCAUGGCGAGGGGUGCUACGGAGGCGAGCCAUUCUUUGUCCCCAGUGGCAAUGGAGGUGGGGAAGAGGAGGACGAUGGCUAUGUGCUGACGUUCGUUCACAACGAAGCAACAGCGCAGUCGGAGCUGCUGAUAAUAGAGGCAAAGGAGAUGAAGGUGGAGGCUGCCAUCAAGCUUCCUUCCAGGGUGCCCUAUGGAUUCCAUGGCACCUUCAUCUCCUCCAAAGAUUUGCAGGCGCAGGCCUAGUGCACGCCCAACCAUGUGGAGAGAGUGAGUGAGGGUUGUGGAGAUCUUUGCCAGAGGGAUGCCUUGGACAUACGUCCCCGGGGUCUCCUUUCCCUUCCCUUUUUUUUUUUUUUUCCUUAUUUUUAGUUUUUUUUUUAAUUUGUUAGAUGGGUACAUAAGAGGAGGUAGGGGUGUGUUUUUUUUCUCGUCCCGCCGCAGCGCUCCACCCUUUUUUCUUCUCUCUUCUUGUGCUAGGAGGAGAAGAUGAUGUCGAGUCUUGUUUGUUUGGGGGAAUCAGUUCGUAGCUUUACACUCUGUGUAGUAGACCGGAGCUCAGCUGAUUCCUGUUAUUCUUUACUUACUCUGUUUUCUUCAAUAAUUCGGUACAUAUGCAUAUGUAAAUAAAUAUAUAUAUGUAUAUGAAAUUACGAA
Messenger RNA from Amborella trichopoda, 2393 nucleotides. Its product is annotated as 9-cis-epoxycarotenoid dioxygenase NCED2, chloroplastic. Gene Ontology annotation, biological process: carotene catabolic process. The record is from RefSeq and is a predicted model, not a curated record. Gene Ontology annotation, cellular component: chloroplast stroma. NCBI's taxonomy places the organism in Eukaryota, Viridiplantae, Streptophyta, Magnoliopsida, Amborellales, Amborellaceae. Gene Ontology annotation, molecular function: carotenoid dioxygenase activity.